AACCAAAGGAUCGAACCGGAACACAGAUGCUGCGAGGGAAUCCGAAAAGGUCGGAAAUCGAAGAGACCGAAAGGGAAAAGGAGACCGAGGGGAAGCAGAGGAGGCCGAAAUGUGCAAGAUGCAGAAAUCACGGACUUAUAUCUUGGCUGAGAGGACACAAAAAGGAGUGUCGAUACAGGGAAUGUCUCUGCCCGAAAUGUUCCUUGAUCGCCGAAAGGCAAAGAGUCAUGGCUGCUCAGGUGGCCCUGAAAAGGCAACAAGCCGCCGAGGACGCGAUAGCUCUGAGCAUGGCGAAGGUGGCGACCGGUCGGAAGCUGACGAGGCUUCCUCCGGGGAAGAUUUUUGGAAUGGCCGUCACCGAGCCUGAUCGUCCAAGUAGAUCGGAGUCCGUUGAUGAAACUACCCAGGACCCGGAAGGCAACUCGAAAACCCCCCCGACCGAGUCGUUUGGAAAAGAGUCCUUCGGCAAGGACUCGGAGGAAAACGAACCGUCUUCAGCGCAAAGAUUCUCUCGGAGUUUGCAGGCUGGAGACUCGUCCGGGUUCUUCUCGUCAAGGAGCAUCCUCUCCGGAGGGAUUCGGAGCAGUGGAGAGGCCUCGAAGAACUCCUCUAAGGACCCCUCCAAGGAAUCUGGGAGACCGAUCCCUCAGGCAUCCGUCGACACCCUGGCAAGGCUAUUUCCUGGCACGAGGCCGUCGGUGCUCCAGCUGGUGCUCCAACGAUGUGGCCAGGACCUCCUGAAGGCCGUCGAGUACUUCGCCAGCGAGAGUAUCCUGGAGAACGGCAUCGAGACUUCCAAUAAUCCUGGCUCGGCGUUUCGUCCUCCGAGAGUUGACGACCGAUCGUCCAACUCUUCCGGUUCCCUUCCGCCUCCACCUGUAUGCGCCAACCUGUCCAGAACACUGUACGCGGAUGCUAGGUAUCGGCUCUCCGAAGUCCUGCCAGGAGGACCCUUACCAAGGACGAAAAGCGACGAGCCGGAGGUCCUUGCAUAUGGAACGAGAUUCGGUAGCUACUUCGAACCAGGAGAACUGCAUACCAGGGCAGAGAGAGAUCAUUUGCGUGCCAGGAUCGCCAGCCAAGGGUAUUCGGCGAUGAUGCACCUGCCACCCAUGGUGCCCUUCAUGCCAGGAUUACCUGGAUUACCUGGGCUGCCAGGCAUUUCCGGGAUCCCAGGAAUCCCCUGCGUUCAGCCGAACUGUGCGCAGUGCUGCAAGUUCCUCUGA
Molecule: messenger RNA, 1226 nt
Organism: Orussus abietinus
Lineage: Eukaryota; Metazoa; Arthropoda; Insecta; Hymenoptera; Orussidae
Product: doublesex- and mab-3-related transcription factor A2
Exons: 3
Coding region: 27-1226 (399 amino acids)
Biological process (GO): sex differentiation; regulation of transcription by RNA polymerase II
Cellular component (GO): nucleus
Molecular function (GO): DNA-binding transcription factor activity, RNA polymerase II-specific; RNA polymerase II cis-regulatory region sequence-specific DNA binding
Source: RefSeq, a predicted model, not a curated record